Molecule: messenger RNA, 5507 nt
Organism: Betta splendens (Siamese fighting fish)
Lineage: Eukaryota; Metazoa; Chordata; Actinopteri; Anabantiformes; Osphronemidae
Gene: smg7
Product: SMG7 nonsense mediated mRNA decay factor
Exons: 23
Coding region: 137-3721 (1194 amino acids)
Biological process (GO): nuclear-transcribed mRNA catabolic process, nonsense-mediated decay
Cellular component (GO): telomerase holoenzyme complex
Molecular function (GO): telomerase RNA binding; protein binding; telomeric repeat DNA binding
Source: RefSeq, a predicted model, not a curated record
CGCCAGGAAAACAAGAAGAAGAAGCCGGAAGCUGCCCCCCUCGGGCCUGUGUGGGUCAGACCAGGAACAAUAUGGCGCCGGGAGGAGCAUUAGCUUCUGGUGCAGUCGUUGUCUGAAAGACUGGCGAUCCGGCAGGAUGAGCCUCUGCGCCCAGUACCUACGGCAGGCAGAGGCCCUGAAGGCGGACAUGACAGAUUCAAAACUGGGGGCUGCAGAGGUGUGGACAUCUCGGCAGGCCCUGCAGGACCUCUACCAGAAGAUGCUAGUCACUGACCUGGAGUACGCUCUGGACAAGAAGGUGGAGCAAGACCUAUGGAAUCAUGCGUUUAAGAACCAGAUCACCACACUGCAGAGCCAGUCAAAGAACCGAGCCAACCCCAACCGCAGCGAAGUCCAAGCCAACCUGUCCCUGUUCCUGGAAGCAGCUAGUGGCUUCUACACACAGCUCUUGCAGGAGCUUUGCACCGUGUUCAACGUGGACCUGCCAUGUCGCGUCAAAUCGUCUCAGCUUGGCAUCAUCAGCAAUAAACAGAGCAGCACCAGUGCCAUCGUCACCCCACAGCCCAGCUCCUGCUCCUACAUAUGUCAGCACUGCCUCGUCCACCUCGGAGACAUAGCACGUUACCGUAAUCAGACCAGCCAGGCGGAGUCGUACUACCGACACGCUGCUCAGCUGGUUCCAUCAAACGGUCAGCCUUACAACCAGCUGGCCAUCCUGGCCUCCUCUAAAGGAGACCACCUCACCACUAUCUUCUACUACUGCCGCAGCAUCGCAGUCAAGUUUCCCUUCCCAGCGGCCUCCACCAACCUGCAGAAGGCGCUGUCCAAGGCUCUGGAGAGCCGCGAUGAAGUGAAGACCAAGUGGAGUGUAUCUGAUUUUAUCAAGGCCUUCAUCAAGUUUCAUGGUCAUGUUUAUCUGAGUAAGAGUCUGGACAAACUGGACAGUCUGAGAGAGAAACUGGAGGAGCAGUUUCAGCGGCUGAUCCUGCAGAAAGCCUUCAGCUCUCAGCAGCUGGUCCACAUCACUGUCAUCAACCUGUUUGAGCUCCACCACCUCAGAGACCUGGCGGCUGACGGCAGUGAGCACAUCUACAGCAGUGAUCAGCAGCUCAGCUGGUUCCAGCUGCUUGGACUCUUCAUGUCGUUUCUGGGCGUCCUGUGCAGCCGUGUCCUGCUCAACAAGAACAAGGGGGAGGAGAUCAUGGGGGAGUGUCCUCUGCCAGCCGUCAAAGUUUCUCUGGACUGGUUUAGGCUGCGGCCCAGCGUGUUCCACGAGGCCGCUAUCAACAAGCGGCAGUAUGUUUGGCCCUGGUUGGUGUCCAUCCUCAACAGUUUUCAGCCCAAGGAGGACGACGUGUCCUGUUCCUCAUUGACGCCCUUACCGGAGGAGUUUGAACUCCAGGGCUUUUUGGCUCUGCGACCUGCUUUGAGGUCUCUGGACUUCACCAAAGGUCACCAGGGCGUCCUGGUGGACAGAGACGGGCUACCAGUCCACGCGCGACACCAGAGACUGGUCGUUCUGGGCAAAUGGGUGGCUGACAACAAUCCGCAGCUGAUUCAGUACAGAGUGAGUGAGGACGGCCUCCUUGUUUUCCACACUGACAUUCCAGAGCAGGCAAUUGAAGAGCUGCAGGACAAAGAGGCGCCUGUUCUGCAGGAAUCGUCCAAUGGAGAACAGACCACCAACGACGGCAGCAACUCUGGACUGAAGUCAGUGCUGUCAGCGGGUAAGACCCAGAGCUCAUGGCCCGAUGGCAGCGAUCGACCCGUUGUCACCUUCAAAGAGAACAUUAAACCCCGGGAACAGAGCCGCGACCCGAGGAACCACCUUCAGAAGGACAGCAAGGAGCGCAGAGACUUUAUAAAAGGCAACGGUGCUGCUGGGAAAGCAGAGCUGAAGAGAGACGGGAAGAGGAAGAGUGAGCUGAAGAAAACGGGUCAUGAGAAAAUUACAGACGCUGGAAAACAGGUGAAGGCACAGACGGAGCUAAGGAAGACUCCAGUGUCUGAGGCCAAGAAGACUCCAGUCACUCAAACUCAAACCACCUGCUCCUCCCAGUUCAUCCCCAUUCAUCAUCCUGGAGCUUUUCCUCCUCUGCCCAGCAGGCCUGGGUUUCCACCCUCUGCCUAUGUGAUCCCUCCUUCUGUGGCGUUUCCAGGGCUCCCAGUGAAUCCAGGCUUUGCCUUCUCCACUGGAGUCUCUGUUCCUGGACCUUUCCUUCAGCCUGCUGUCCACACCCAGGCUGGCACACAGGUCCAGGCUGGAAAGCCGUCCCACAUUCCCUACAGUCAGCAGAGACCCUCUGGUCCUGGUCCUGGCCAGGUCCCAGGGUCCUCGGGUCAGGGCCCAGGGCCCAUGAACCAGGGCCCCUCCCAGGUUCAGCAGCCCCAGGCCCAGCCACCCUCUCAACAGGCCUUGCAGCAAUCAGUCCAGUUACAGGUGCAGGCGAUGGGCCAGCAGCAGCAGUCCCCGACCAAACCGGUGCAGCAGGUCGGGCUGGGAAAGAGUCCCCCUCACCACCCAGGACUGCAGCAGUAUAUGCAGGUCCAGGAUCAGCCGGCUCAGAUGUGGAGCCAGGCACAGGCAGCGCUACAGAAGAUGUCCACCAUGCAGAUGCCAAUGAAGCAUCCUCAGCAGCAGCAGCAGCAGACCUUCUACAUGGCAGCUCAGGAUCCUCUCAAGCUGUACGAGCACCAGUCACAGCUGUCCAACAUGGACAAGAAGAUUAAGUAUCCCGACGUCAAGAUGCAGGACUUUUACUGGGAGCCCCCCUACAGGAUGGGAGAUGGUCUGGCUGUGAUGGCAGACAGGAUGAAGAGGCCUGCGCCGGGAGGCAUGUGUUCAGACCAGGAUGCUUCCAUCAGGCCCCGAGGACCCCCGUUUGAGGACAACAAGAGCUCGCCUCUUCUACCUCCAGACCUGUUAAAAACUCUAGCAGAUUUUGAGGAGGAGGAAGAGCUCGUCUUUACUAAGCCUCCUGAUUUCUUCCAGGCCUUGGCUGGGCCUCUUAGCACUGCUCCUGGACCAAACAUAUUUCUGCCAAACCAGAGCAGGAUGGAGAGCGGUGCCGAGGUGGUCAGUCAGACGUCUUCACUCCUGCCCAUGUCUGGCUUCCCCAUGCAGGAGUACAACCAGAACAGCAUCUUCAGUCAGGCCUAUGGCAAGAACCUGCCUCCCAGCUCCAAGUCUGACGCUCCCAUGAUGCACCAGGAGCCGUCCCUCUACUCCCUGUUUGAAGGGACUCCCUGGUCCCCCUCCCUCCCUGCCAGCUCAGACCACUCCACCCCAGCCAGCCAGUCCCCCCACUCCUCCAACCCCAGCAGCCUGCCCUCUUCCCCUCCAACGCACAACCAUGGAGCUGUGCCCUUUUCUAACUUUGGGCCCAUUGGUACCCCAGACAGCCGGGACCGCAGGGUGGUGGAUCGCUGGAAGGCAGACAAGACCGCAGCAGUGAGCGGCUUUGGGCUGGACUACCUGCCACCCGCAGCCUCCUCUGGAGCUACAGACGCCAGCUGGCACCAGACUGGACCCACUGGGAGCUCCUGGACCAAUCAGGAGUCUCCAAUGGAGGAGUCCUCCUCCACCGUGCUGCUCGACAGCUUCAAGUCGAUCUGGUCGAGCUCCAUGAUGCAGCCGGGCCCAUCGGCGCUGGAGCAACUGCUCUUGCAGCAGAAGCAGAAGCAGCAGCGAGGUCAUGGUGCCAUGAACCCCCCCCACUGAGCGGCAGCUGGAGGCGGCGCUUUGUGUCCGGACGUCAAAACAACCACCACCGGGAGACGUGGGAGGAAGAACACAAGUUUGAUGAAGACGAGCUCCAACUUAGACGGAAAAUUAAACCGGCGAGAAACGGUGGAGGCUGGGGAGGCAACACGGCCCCCCCACCAGGUUGAACACCACCCCCACCGCCCCCGGCUGUCGAGGAGCAGUGAUGCCCCUCCUGGAUCGGAGGGCGAGGGGUCUCUUCCACGGCGGCGCCACGCCACCAACGGGUUUCUUUCAAAUGGUGGAAAUCUGGACAUUGAGGACCACUGCCCCCUCAGCUUGGACAGGUUCCACAUCUUCACCUCUCACCUGGAGGAACCUCUUCUCAUCGGUACAAAAACUGGACAAGCCCUUGAACGGCUGUGGGCGGCUGCAGACUGAAGCGGGGGUUGUGAGCGAGCGAGGGCGGGUGGUGGUCGGCUUCAGGGGCAGCUCGGGUGAAGCCCCACGGGUCAAAACAGCUCCAUUCAUUUUCAUUACAGCGGAGGAGGGAGCAUCUCUAGCUGACGGGUUGAAGGAAGGAGAGCAGCUAUAAAUAUAUAAAUACUUAUAUAUUUAGCCGUAGUUGGACUUAACGGCCUGGUCUCAGCCGUGUGGUGAGAAUCCGUGUGAAGGUCAGACGAGGCGGCUUCAUGCUCAGACCCACCACAGGAGCAGAAGUAGCAGCACAGGACGACGUAGAGAUAGUAUCUUUAGCUUCAACAGAUAUUAACAACAAAGUAUUUUGUGAUUUGUUGUAGCGGUUUUAGCUCCACGCCCUUAGAGGCGAGCACACCUGUGUAUUAGCUUCCUGCUUGAACCUCUUAUUUCUUUAGCUAAUGAAGAAAAGACGUGACCCUGCUCGCUUCCUUUACUGCAUUCACUGUUGGAUUCUGUUGGUCCUCUGCCUUUUACUGGUUUUAAGCGCUGGGCUUGCUCACUACCCAGCUGUGUACAGGUAUGUUCUCCACCGCUGGAGCCUGGUGUUGUCCUCUGCAGAAACUAAACGUCCGCUGGCUUCGCUCAUUCGCUGACUGGAGUUGUUGGGUCAGACCAACAGGCCUCAGGCCCAGUUCACGGUCACAGCAGAGCAGAGGCUCUUUGAUUUUUAUGAGGAAAAAGUUUGGUUUCCAGAAAGAGCGGCUGCUUAGUGUUGAUUUGUUCACUUAACGGACUGGUGAUCAACGGUUGUUCUCUUGGUGAAUCUGCUCUAGUGCAGUUGUAAAUACUGACUUUGGUGGAACUCAGCAUUUCUGCUGCUUAAAACUUCCUUCAGAACUGGAAGAAGUAAGAAAACACAGGAAGCGUCAUCUGGUUUGGGCAGAAACCGCCCAAACGAUCGAUGGCUCAGUGAAGCUGCUCCUCUCUGUAAAACGUACCACCUGCUGCUUUAUGUUUGCUGAGGCUCGAUGGACGGUCUAUCGCAGCACUACUCACUUGGCUGUUCCAGGUCAAAGGUCAUCACCUUGGUCACAGCGGGUAAAGAGCAGAAGCCUGUUUUCAUUUUCCCGUUUUAUUAAAGCAGACAAACAGACGUGUCUCGUUUCUGUGUGUUCAUGAUUCAUGUUGCAUUUACAAAAUGUAUUUAAAAAAAAAAUAAAUAAAGAUUGAAAUAUUGUGUGUUAAGCUUCUGAAACUCAGCAGCUGAGCCGGCCGAAUUCUGUUGCCUUUGGACCUUUGUGUGAACGGUUUUGCUCAGAGCUUUUGUGUUCGUCUGUUUCAGAGCUGGUGCGUUCAGCCUUUAAAUAAACUGUGUUCUCCUUUG